CAUAGACACAAUGCUGAGCUUCUGUAUGCAAAGUCAACGUUCCAUCUCUUCACCUCUGAAUCGUUCCUCCUCUUUCUCUCCCCUCUCCCUUCUUACAGAGUUCUUCCUGGAGCUCCUCGACAACAGUGAGAAAUCCCUGAAUAACAUGUUCACGCGGACCUACGGGAAGCUGUACAUGCAGAACAGUGAGCUGUUCCAGGACCUGUUCACGGAGCUGAAGCGUUACUACACUGGGGGGAACGUCAACCUGGAGGAGAUGCUGAAUGACUUCUGGUCCCGUCUGCUAGAGAGGAUGUUUCAGCUGCUGAACUCUCAGUACCACUUCACCGACGACUACUUGGAGUGCGUCAGUAAAUACACUGACCAGCUGAAGCCUUUCGGUGACGUACCCCGGAAACUAAAGGCCCAGGUUACGAGGGCCUUCAUCGCUGCAAGGACCUUCGUCCAGGGCCUCAUGGUGGGCAGGGAGGUGGCUAACAGGGUGGCUAAGGUGAAUGUGGCCCCCGCCUGCAUCAGGGCCCUGACUAAGAUGCUGUACUGUCCGUACUGCAGGGGUCUGCCUGGGCUGAAGCCCUGUCAUAACUACUGCCAUAAUGUGAUGAGAGGCUGUCUGGCUAACCAGGCUGACCUAGAUCCCGAGUGGAACCUCUUCAUAGAUGCCAUGUUGCUGGUAGCUGACCGGCUGGAGGGACCCUUCAACAUCGAAGCCAUCAUGGAACCCAUAGAUGUGAAGAUCUCUGAAGCCAUCAUGACCAUGCAAGACAACAGCAUGACAGUUUCAGCUAAGGUGUUCCAGGGGUGUGGUCAGCCCAAGCCGUCUGGGAUGGGCAGCAGCAGAUCAGCCAGGGGGAUCUCUGAUGUCUUCAACGCCCGAUUCAGACCCUACAGCCCAGAGGAGAGACCCACCACUGCCGCUGGCACCAGCCUGGACAGACUGAGGACAGUGUGGAGGACAAUGCAACACAGCGUGCUAGACAUUAAGAAGAAGCUGAAGCAGUCCAAAAAGUUCUGGUCCAACCUGCCAGAUGAGAUCUGUAUUAAAGACAAGUUGACCGAGUCAGAUGAAGAGCAGUGUUGGAACAGUCACGCCAAGGCCAGGUAUUUUCCUGAGGUGGUAAAGGACGGCCUCACCAACCAGCUGAACAACCCAGAGGUGGCGGUGGACAUCACUAGACCGGACACUCUGAUUCGCCAACAGAUCAUGACACUCAGAGUGAUGACCAACAAGCUGAGAAACGCCUACAACGGCAACGACAUCUUCUUUCAGGACUCCAGUGACGAGGGCAGUGGCAGCAGCAGUGGCUGUACAGAGGGAUGUACCACAGAGUUUGUGUUUGUGGGUCCAGAGGCCCCCGUGGUGGGAGCAGACAGGAGUGAUGAGCGAGCUUCGGCUGCAGCAGGCAGCGCCCCACAUCCCUCCAGACCCUCUCUACCCCUGCUACUGACCCUCUCUCUCACAGCCCUGUCCUGGUCCAGGAGACAAUACCAGCUGGCCCGAGAGGACACCAGGACAUUACUGCUACUCUGACUCUGGCACCAAUCAGACAGCCAGCCAGCAGGUCGUCAUACUAACUGUUAGUGUUCUCUAAACGGAACCAGAACAGGACAACCCUUUUGGAUCCCCACCAUGAAGAGAUAUGGUGACAGUAGUAUACUGUAGUAGACUGAGGAGUGUUGUGAGUGCUGCAUCCUGCUUUGUCCCCAAAGAUCUCUCUGUUCUAAGAUGUUCUGUUCUAAUCUGCUCUGUUCUGCUCUGUUCUAUUCUGCUCUGUUCUAUUCUGCUCUGUUCUAUUCUAAUCUGUU
Messenger RNA from Oncorhynchus mykiss (rainbow trout), 1803 nucleotides. NCBI's taxonomy places the organism in Eukaryota, Metazoa, Chordata, Actinopteri, Salmoniformes, Salmonidae. The record is from RefSeq and is a predicted model, not a curated record.